Molecule: messenger RNA, 1187 nt
Organism: Myripristis murdjan (pinecone soldierfish)
Lineage: Eukaryota; Metazoa; Chordata; Actinopteri; Holocentriformes; Holocentridae
Gene: tnnc2.2
Product: troponin C2, fast skeletal type, tandem duplicate 2
Exons: 6
Coding region: 92-574 (160 amino acids)
Cellular component (GO): myosin II complex
Molecular function (GO): calcium ion binding
Source: RefSeq, a predicted model, not a curated record
GUCUAGUCUCUCUGUUGGGGUGCACACGGAUUGACCACUCCUUUGGGCUUUUUUUCCGUGGAUAUCUGGGGGGAAAAGCUAAUCCACAAGCAUGACUGACGCGCAACAAGAGGCCCGCUCCUACCUGAGCGAGGAGAUGCUUGCUGAGUUCAAGGCUGCCUUCGACAUGUUCGACACUGACGGUGGCGGUGAUAUCAGCACCAAGGAGUUGGGUACCGUGAUGAGGAUGCUGGGGCAAAACCCGACAAGAGAGGAGUUGGAUGAGAUCAUUGAGGAGGUCGAUGAGGACGGUAGCGGUACCAUCGACUUCGAGGAGUUCUUGGUCAUGAUGGUGAGGCUGCUAAAGGAGGACCAGGCUGGCAAGAGCGAGGAAGAGUUGGCAGAGUGCUUCCGUGUGUUCGACAAGAACGCCGACGGCUACAUCGACAGAGAAGAGUUCGCCCUCAUCAUCCGCAGCACCGGCGAGUCCAUCACAGAGGAUGAGAUUGAUGAGCUGCUGAAGGAUGGAGACAAGAACGCCGAUGGCAUGCUGGACUUUGACGAAUUCCUCAAGAUGAUGGAGAACGUGCAGUAAAACCAGAAAAGACUCAUGGACAUUCCUCCUCCCCCUUUGUCCCCCUGCUGAACAUAUCUGAUCCUCCAUCGACCUACCCAAACCAUCCUCCCCCCCUUCCCCCCCUCCUGUCCACCCGGUUCACUGCCUCUCUUCUCCAUCCUACUAGACAGCCUCAACAGACAGCUAGGGCACCCAGUGGGGGUCGAAAGCUGGGCCACACCUUUCCCCAGCUCGCUUGUGAAUGUAGACAGCCCAUUGAUGCUGUGCUCAAACCACUCUACCACAGGACGGCAAGGCUGGAGUGUGAAGUUCACCACACACUCACACCUUUGUGGUAUAACCGGCAUAGCAGGCGCUUGAUUUCAGUGACCCCCUCCUAUAUACUCUGCUGGGAAAAGUUUUAUCUAGAUGUAGUCUAGAUAGAUCUGCAGCCUGUUACCUGCUGCGUAGACCAAGUAAUUCAACCACAUCACUGUACAAAAAGUUAAUUUGCUUGAACAGAAGAUAAUAAAUGAUUUAACACAUGCUCUCUUGUAGUUGGUGUGACAUUUACGACCUGUAAGAUUUUGUUUUGAGGAAUAUUAAUAAAAUCUGUUUGUUUCUAUUUUUUCUAUUUUGUUUGAUCCACAGC